Messenger RNA from Tetrahymena thermophila SB210, 864 nucleotides. Its product is annotated as sperm-tail PG-rich repeat protein. The record is from RefSeq and is a predicted model, not a curated record. Lineage: Eukaryota; Ciliophora; Oligohymenophorea; Hymenostomatida; Tetrahymenidae. The transcript is spliced from 8 exons.
AUGUCCAUCACUGUUUCAACUUGCUAUCAAAUAUGCAACUCUCCAUUAAACUAAUCUUAGUCCAAAUAACUUUAUACCUUCCCUAAAAGUAUGAGAUUUAAGGACAUUGGUAAAUCCAACUGUGAGAAGUUUUGCUAUGAUUUACCUCCUGUCAGAGAUCAUAGAAUGACUGGAAUUGGAUAUGGUACUAAGUACGAUUUUACCAAGCAAAAUAAUAAGACUCCUGGCCCUAACACUUAUGCAUUAUAAUCUGAACUUGAUAAAAAUGUUAAAAAACACAGAGGUUUCCCUUUUGGUGUUUCUAGAGAGAAUAUGGCUAGCACUGGUAUUAUGGGAAAUUUGAACUCAAAAAAUCCUGGUCCUGGCAAUUACUAGUUACCAAGAACUUUAAGUAAUAUUUCUUAUAGUAUUAGACAAAGAACAGCCCAUAAUGACCCUCUUAGCUCAUUUGCUAAGAACGUACCAGGACCUGGAGCUUAUCCUAUAGCACCUUCUAUUAGCUCUGAUGGCAAAUAUUUUAUUUCUAAAUUCCGUUCUUCAGGAGCUUUGAGCUUUAAUCCUUCUCGCUCUAAGAGAUUCCCAGAUGGACCUAAAGCUGGACAUCAAAACCCUGGGCCAGGAUAGUAUGCUCCUAAUACUGGUAUUACCAAGGAUGGUUAAUACUUUGUUAGUGGAUACAAGUCAUCAUAAUGUAGAAGUUUCCCUCACGGAGUUCGUCGUACUCUUUCUUAAGAACAAUUAAGAGGCUCACCUGGACCUGGAUAAUAUAGAUUACCAAGCGAAUUUGGUUAUUAUGAAAGUGCUGUUAAAGCAAAUAAUACUUCUACUCAAGAAAAGAAUGAAACAAGUUAAUAAAAUGAAUGA